This is a messenger RNA of Pipistrellus nathusii (Nathusius's pipistrelle), 651 nucleotides long. Lineage: Eukaryota; Metazoa; Chordata; Mammalia; Chiroptera; Vespertilionidae. The record is from the annotation of a GenBank genome assembly.
AUGGCUGCGUUGGCUGCUCCCGGCCUGCUCCGCCCAGUCCUUGCUCUGCGCUCGGGCGUGGGCGCGGCUGCUCAGGUACGAUGUGUCCAUGCCAGUUUGGCUGCUGACAGUCCAAGCAGCACACAGCCUGUCUCGUCCAAGACUGGAGCCGUGGUCCCCAAACCCAGCUCGCUUCCUAGCAGCCGGGGCGAGUAUGUGGUGACCAAGCUGGACGACCUCAUCAACUGGGCCCGCCGGAGUUCCCUGUGGCCUAUGACCUUCGGCCUGGCCUGCUGUGCAGUGGAGAUGAUGCAUAUGGCAGCACCCCGCUAUGACAUGGACCGCUUUGGCGUGGUCUUCCGAGCCAGCCCACGCCAGUCAGAUGUCAUGAUUGUGGCCGGGACACUCACCAACAAGAUGGCCCCCGCACUCCGCAAGGUCUAUGACCAGAUGCCAGAGCCGCGCUAUGUUGUGUCCAUGGGGAGCUGCGCCAACGGAGGAGGCUACUACCACUACUCGUACUCCGUCGUGAGGGGCUGUGACCGCAUCGUGCCCGUGGACAUCUACGUCCCAGGCUGCCCACCUACCGCCGAGGCCCUGCUCUAUGGCAUCCUGCAGCUGCAGAAGAAAAUCAAGCGAGAGAAGAGAAUCAAGAUCUGGUAUCGAAGGUAG